CCGUGAAACGUUGGUAGCGGAUAACAACAAAAACAACAACAACAACAACAACAGGGUGUUUACAGUCUCACCGACGACGACAGGAUCAAGUUUGACCGACGUAUCGGAAGCCAAAUGGCUGGUGGUAAUUUACAGCAGGUGGUUGUGAAGCUGUGGACUCUGCUAUGAAUCAGGCUGAGGACCCAGAGGACGGUGUCCGUCCCUCUGAAGCUCCUCUGUGUGGGGAACAUGACGGCCAGACCAAAGCUCAGAGGAACCAUCAGAGGCCUGGGCCUGGAUCUGAUCCUGAACCUGGUCUACGAUCUGUACAUGAACCCAGCUGUGUGUCCCUGAAGAGUAACCGGUCUAUGAAUCAACCUCUAGUCUUCAAAGAUGUUGGUCCCUCUGUUGAUGCAAGUUCACAUCAGCAGAGAGGAAAGUCUCCUGAACCCAGAUAUUUGUCCAUGAAGAGUAACCAGUCUAUGAUACAACCUAUAGUCUUCAAAGAUGGACCCUUUUCUUAUAAAGAGGACCAGGAGAGCUCAGAGGUUCCCUCAGGUCCGUCUGCCCAGCAGCAUCAAACACACCUGGACUCCAUCUUCAUGCUGCUGGAGGAGAACAUCCUCACUUUUGUCAAGAACGAGCUGAAGAAGAUCCAGAAGGUUGUGAGUUCAGAUUACCCAGAAUGCUUAGAGAAAGAGGAUGAGGAGGUGCUGGAUGAAGAGCAGAGGAGGAGCAGAGAGGCAUUUGUGAAGAUCUCAGUGCACUUCCUGAGGAGAAUGAAGCAGGAGGAGCUGGCUGAGCGUCUGCAGAGCAGACUUCUUCCUGCAGAUUGUCAGCGUGAACUCAAAUCCAACCUGAAGAAGAAGUUCCAGUGUGUGUUUGAGGGGAUCGCUAAAGCAGGAAACCCAACCCUUCUGAAUGAGAUCUACACAGAGCUCUACAUCACAGAGGGAGGGACUGCAGAGGUCAAUCAAGAACAUGAGGUCAGACAGAUUGAAACCGCAUCCAGGAAACCAGCUAGACCAGAAACACCCAUCAGACGAGAAGACCUCUUUGAAGCCUCAGCUGGAGGAGAGGAACCAAUCAGAACAGUGAUGACUAAGGGAGGGGCUGGCAUUGGGAAAACAGUCUUGACACAGAAGUUCACUCUAGACUGGGCUGAAGACAAAGACCACCAGGACAUACAGUUCAUAUUUCCAUUCACCUUCAGAGAGCUGAAUGUGCUGAGAGAGAAGAAGUUCAGCUUGGUGGGACUUGUUCAUCACUUCUUCAGUGAAACCAGAGCAGCAGGAAUCUGCAGGUUUGAAGAGUUCCAGGUUGUGUUCAUCUUUGACGGUCUGGAUGAGUGUCGACUUCCUCUGGACUUCCACAACAAUGAGAUCCUGACUGAUGUCACAGAGAUCUCCUCAGUGGAUGUGCUCCUCACAAACCUCAUCAGGGGGAACCUGCUUCCCUCUGCUCGCCUCUGGAUCACCACACGACCUGCAGCAGCCAAUCAGAUCCCACCUGAGUGCGUUGGCAUGGUGACAGAGGUCAGAGGGUUCACCGACCCCCAGAAGAAGGAGUACUUCAGGAAGAGGUUCACAGAUAAGAAGCAGGCCAGUAGGAUCAUCUCUCAUAUCAAGACCUCACGAAGCCUCCACAUCAUGUGCCACAUCCCAGUCUUCUGCUGGAUCACUGCUACAGUUCUGGAGGAGGUGUUGAAGACCAGAGAGGGAGGAGAGCUGCCCAAGACCCUGACUGCGAUGUACAUCCACUUCCUGGUGGUUCAGUCCAAAGUGAAGAAGGUCAAGUACGAUGGAGGAGCUGAGAGGGAUCCACACUGGAGUCCAGAGAGCAGGAAGAUGAUCGAGUCUCUGGGAAAACUGGCCUUUGAUCAGCUGCAGAAAGGCAACCUGAUCUUCUAUGAAUCGGACCUGACAGAGUGUGGCAUCGAUAUCAGAGCAGCCUCAGUGUACUCAGGAGUGUUCACUCAGAUCUUCAGAGAGGAGAGAGGACUGUACCAGGACACGGUCUUCUGCUUCGUCCAUCUGAGUGUUCAGGAGUUUCUGGCUGCUCUUCAUGUCCAUCUGACCUUCUUCAGCUCUGGUGUCAAUCUGCUGUCAGAAGAACAAACAACCUCCCUGGAGUCUAAAGGCUUUAAACCCAAUCCUAAACCAAAGCGUCUCUACCAGAGUGCUGUGGUCAAGGCCUUACAGAGUCCUAAUGGACACCUGGACUUGUUCCUCCGCUUCCUCCUGGGUCUUUCCCUAGAGACCAAUCAGAGUCUCCUACGAGGUCUGCUGACACAGACAGGAAGUCGCUCACAGACCAAUCAGGAGACAGUCCAGUACAUCAAGGAGAAGAUCAGUAAGAAUGUGUCUCCAGAGAAAAGCAUCAAUCUGUUCCACUGUCUGAAUGAACUGAAUGAUGGUUCUCUAGUGGAGGAGAUCCAACGGUUCCUUAAAUCAGGACGUCUCUCCUCAGAGAAACUGUCUCCCGCUCAGUGGUCAGCUCUGGUCUUCAUCUUACUGUCACCACAAGAAGAUCUGGAGGUGUUUGACCUGAAGAAAUACUCUGCGUCAGAGGAGGCUCUUCUGAGGCUGCUGCCGGUGGUCAAAGCCUCCAACAAAGUUCUACUGAGUGGCUGUAACCUCUCAGAGAGAAGCUGUGAAGCUCUGUCCUCAGUCCUCAGCUCCCAGUCCUCUAGUCUGAGGGAGCUGGAUCUGAGUAACAACCACCUGCAGGAUUCAGGAGUGAAGCUGCUGUCUGUUGGACUGGAGAGUCCACACUGUCACCUGGAGACUCUCAGCCUGUCAGGCUGUCUGAUCACAGAGGAAGGCUGUGCUUCUCUGGUCUCGGCUCUGCGCUCCAACCCCUCCCACCUGAGAGAGCUGGACCUGAGCUACAAUCAUCCAGGAGACUCGGGGGUGAAGCUGCUGUCUGCUGGACUGGAUGAUCCUCAGUGGAGACUGGAGACUCUCAGGGUGGAGCCUAAUGGAGUCCGAUGGUUGAGACCAGGUCUGAGGAAGUAUUCCUGUGAACUCACAAUCGACACAAACACAGUAAACAAACACCUCAAACUGUCUGACAACAACAGGACGGUCACAUGUGUGAUGGAGGAUCAGUCACAUCCUGAUCAUCCAGACAGAUUUGACUUCUGGCCUCAGCUACUGUGUAGAACUGGUCUGACUGGUCGCUGUUACUGGGAGGUCGAGUGGAGAGAAAGAGUUCAUGUAUCAGUGAGUUACAGAGGAAUCGGGAGGAAAGGAGACAGUAGAAACUGUUGGUUUGGAUACAAUGAUCAGUCCUGGAGACUGAGAUGUUCUGAUAAAGGUUACUCUGUCCGUCACAAUAAGACCGUAACACACAUCUCCUCCUCCUCCUCCUCCUCCUCUGGUAGAGUAGCAGUGUAUGUGGACUGUCCUGCUGGCUCUCUGUCCUUCUACAGAGUCUCCUCUGACACACUGAUCCACCUCCACACCUUCAGCACCACAUUCACUGAACCUCUUUAUCCUGGGUUCAGCUUCUUGGAUGGGUCCAGGUCUGGUGACUCAGUGUCUCUGUGUUCUCUGGAGGAGUGAGAGUCUCCUCCUGGUGGAGAACCUUCCUCUCUGUCACACAGCUGAUGUAGGUUCAUGUGGGUGUAGAUGCAGGUGGAGCAGGUGAGGGGUACCUGAGCUGGUGUGGACUCUGGGGGGUCCACAGCUCUCUGGGACUUGUGGUCUGAAGGAGCUCAGCGAGGUGUGUUUUAAUGUUGUGAGCUCGUUGCCUCUGUGGAUCAGUAGAUCAUCAUUUUAGGUGUUGGGUCCUAAUCAGAGUUUAAUCUUAAUCCUUAUGUGUCGCAAUGUUCAAGGAGACGUUCUGUAAGUUGAGACUUAUCUUAAACUGCUGGCUAAGGAUAAAGGUAAAUACAGUAAGAUUGUAAUGCAUGUCGGCGGUAAUGACUCCCGAUUACGCUGCUCGGAGGUCACUAAAGUUAAUGUGGA
Messenger RNA from Gasterosteus aculeatus aculeatus (three-spined stickleback), 3950 nucleotides. The record is from RefSeq and is a predicted model, not a curated record. NCBI's taxonomy places the organism in Eukaryota, Metazoa, Chordata, Actinopteri, Perciformes, Gasterosteidae.